AUGGCUAGUGCUGGGUGGGCUUUGCAUGAGGUUCCCUCCCAUGUGAAGAUUCCACAUGAGACCUCCAACUUGGAUUCUCUUAGAAAGGUUCCCAAGACUGAUGUUGUGGGGCCUUUUCCUGGGGAAUCUCAAGCGAGCACAUGGAAAGGUGCUCUUGUUGGAAAUACUAAGUUGGGGUCGUCAACUCUGCUGGCAAAGGUAAUUGCUGGUGAGGAUGGUCCCAAGAUUUGUCUCCCUGAUAGUAUUAUGGAUAAUAUCACCUCCUCCCUACACCUCUGCUUGGUGGGGAGAUUCUUGGCCUUUAGACCCACGAUAGAUAUGGUUAGAAGAUGGGCUGGUUCCAGAUGGAAACUAAAAGGUAGUGUCUCUGUCUCUUCUAUGUUGGGUGGGCUCUUUUUAUUUAGAUUCACUAUAGAAGAAGACUUUAUUUACAUCAUGUCUGGUUCAUGGUCUUACGAUAAACAUUGCUUAGCUCUCUCUAAGUGGAAGUCAGGGUUUGACCCUAGUGCAGACCUCCUCAGACUGGCACCGGUCUGGAUCAGACUCCGUGGCCUCCCUUUGGAGUUCUGGGAUGACACCAUUUUUAGAUGGAUUGGCAACUCUUUUGGUCAGUUCGUUGUUGCUGACAAUGUGACGAUGCAGAAGUCCAGACUCGUUUAUGCUUGCCUAUGUGUGAAUGUGGUUGUCAACAACCCCCUCCCUAACUUCGUAGCUCUCAAAUCUAAAUGGGGUAAAUGGAAGUAG
Messenger RNA from Cryptomeria japonica (Japanese cedar), 744 nucleotides. RefSeq lists its product as uncharacterized. The record is from RefSeq and is a predicted model, not a curated record. Lineage: Eukaryota; Viridiplantae; Streptophyta; Pinopsida; Cupressales; Cupressaceae. The transcript is spliced from 2 exons. The coding region runs from base 1 to 744 and encodes 247 amino acids.